AUGAGGCCGGGAAGGGGCGGAGGGGGGGAGCCGGGGGGGGAGCGACCGAGACCGACCCGGCGGCGGCGGCAGCGCAGGAGCCAUGAAGACCCCUGCGGACGCAGGGUUCGCCUUCCCCGACUGGGCCUACAAGCCCGAGUCGAGCCCCGGCUCGCGGCAGAUCCAGCUGUGGCACUUCAUCCUGGAGCUGCUGCGCAAGGAGGAAUACCACGACGUGAUUGCCUGGCAGGGCGACUACGGCGAGUUCGUGAUCAAGGACCCCGAUGAGGUGGCGCGGCUGUGGGGUGUCCGCAAGUGCAAGCCCCAGAUGAACUAUGAUAAGCUGAGCCGGGCCCUGAGGUACUACUACAACAAGCGGAUCCUGCACAAAACCAAAGGGAAACGAUUCACCUACAAGUUCAACUUCAACAAGCUGGUGCUGGUGAACUACCCCUUCAUCGACAUGGGCAUGGCAGGCGGCCCCGUGCCCCAGAGCGCCCCGCCGGUGCCCUCGGGCGGCUCCCACUUCCGCUUCCCGCCCUCCACGCCGUCGGACGUGCUCUCGCCCGGGGCGGAGGAGCUGCGCUCGCCGGGUGUCUUCUCGGCCGUGGCCCGGCGCCUCGCCCGCGGCUCGGUCAGCGACUGCAGCGACGCCACCUCAGCCACCUCGGAACUAGAGGAGCCGCUGGGCGAGGAGGGGCGCCGGGGAGGGGGGCCGGGCGAGGGGGGCGGCUUCCGCGGGCCCCCCCUGCCCGCCCACCCCCGGCUGGCCCACGACAGCUUCUUCCGCGCCUACCCCCGGCCCCGUGGGCCUGAGCCCCUCAGCCCCUUCCCGGUGUCCCCCAUGGCCGGCCCUGGAGCCCUGCUGCCCCCUCAGCUCUCGCCCGCCCUGCCCCUCACCCCCACCCACAUGAACUACACCCCCUCGCCCACCCCGAGCCCCAUGUACCCCGGCGGCUCCCACUUCUCCUUCAACCCCGAGGACAUGAAGCGCUACCUGCAGGCGCACACCCAGAGCGUCUACAAUUACCACCUCAGCCCCCGGGCCUUCCUCCACUACCCCCAUAUCCUCGUGCCCCAGCCCCAGCGCCCCGAGAAGCCGCCCCCGCCCGAGGAGCCCCCCGCCCCCUUCAAAUUCAAGCUGCAACCUCCCCCGCUGGGCCGGCGGAACCGGGACAAGGCACCGGCGCCCCCCGGCGAAGGGGCCGCCCCGGAGCCCCGGCUGCCCUGCAUCAAGGUGGAGCCCAUCUCGGAGGGGGAGUCGGAGGAGGAGGAGGAGGUGACGGUGGAGGUGACGGACGUCAGCGAGGAAGACGAGGAGGUGUUCAAGGCUCCCCCCGCCCCGCCCGAGAAGCCUGGGGAGCCCCCGGUGGCCCCGGCCCCCCGGCAGGGCGAGGAGAGCAGCCAGUGCAUCCCCCUUAAGCUGCGCUUCAAGCGGCGCUGGAGUGAGGACCAGCGGCUGGAGGCGGGCGGGGGGGGCGGCCCUGAUGAGGCGGAUGACAAGAAGGUGAAGGGGGAGCGGGAGGGCGGGGGUGCCCCGGCCGGGGGUGGGCGGCGCGUCAGCACCGACCUGCCCCACGCCACGGCCCAGCUCUCGCUGGAGAACAAGGACUCGUAG
Messenger RNA from Emys orbicularis (European pond turtle), 1597 nucleotides. It is a transcript of the gene ERF, whose product is annotated as ETS2 repressor factor. The transcript is spliced from 4 exons. Gene Ontology annotation, cellular component: nucleus. Lineage: Eukaryota; Metazoa; Chordata; Testudines; Emydidae. The record is from RefSeq and is a predicted model, not a curated record. Gene Ontology annotation, biological process: cell differentiation; regulation of transcription by RNA polymerase II. The coding region runs from base 83 to 1597 and encodes 504 amino acids. Gene Ontology annotation, molecular function: DNA-binding transcription factor activity, RNA polymerase II-specific; sequence-specific DNA binding.